Molecule: messenger RNA, 586 nt
Organism: Zea mays
Lineage: Eukaryota; Viridiplantae; Streptophyta; Magnoliopsida; Poales; Poaceae
Product: 60S ribosomal protein L30-2
Exons: 5
Coding region: 62-400 (112 amino acids)
Cellular component (GO): cytosolic large ribosomal subunit
Molecular function (GO): structural constituent of ribosome; RNA binding
Source: RefSeq, marked provisional
CCCGAGAAGAGCCGCCGCCGCGCAAAGCCGCUUCGACGCCGUCACUCAUCGGGGCGCAACCAUGGUGGCCGCAAAGAAGACGAAGAAGUCCACGGACAACAUCAACAACAAGCUUCAGCUUGUGAUGAAGAGCGGCAAGUACACGCUCGGCUACAAGACUGUCCUCAGGACCCUCAGGAAUUCUAAGUCAAAGCUAGUGAUCAUUGCUAACAACUGUCCUCCGCUUCGGAAGUCUGAAAUUGAGUACUAUGCUAUGCUGGCUAAGGUGACAGUCCACCACUUCCAUGGAAACAAUGUUGACCUUGGAACAGCCUGUGGAAAAUACUUCCGUGUCUGCUGCCUCAGCAUUAUCGAUCCUGGUGAUUCUGAUAUCAUCAAGACUACACCGGGCGAGCAGUAAGGAUGCCACAACAGCUGUACUCGGCAUCUGAAUUCUUAGUAGCUGAUGAUUUUGAUGUACUUGUCUUUUAUCGUGUUCCGUCAGAAUUUAUAGAGUUCUUGGCAACAUUGUGUGGAUUGAACAUUUCGUUCCAGACAUUUGCUAAUUGUUGAAUGGAUCUCUUGCCGGAUGUGCUCGGAUUACAGC